UCCUGAAACUUGUUUGAACAUGACAGAAAUAGGCUUAUGGGACUCCACCCCUGUAACACAGUCCAUAGGUCACACACGUACACACGAGGCCAGGUUUUUCUAGGAAAGCUGGACUCUGCCUGAGAGCAGGUGACAUGUGCUCCAGAUCUCUUGAGAAGGGGACCCCAUGCCAGCCUGCCUCAUCUUUUGCUUUCUUCCUUUCUUUCCCCUAAUUACAGCUGUAGACUGUUAGCCAAAAAAGAUUUGCCAUUAAAACUCAGGUCUGAAGCCUGUAAGGUGAAGUUUGAGGGAUUUUAGAUGUAUCUGAAGUUACUUCUCAGCAAUAUCUCCUCUUUUCCUUUUCCUUUUCCUUUUUCAUUUCCAGAAGGCACUGGAAGGUGUUAUUAAAAUUGUAUGUCGGGAAACCUUUUUCUGUUCUCUGAAUCUUCUUUCCGUGGAAGAUUACAUAUAAUUGUUUUCUGAAAGCCAGACUUUGUUUUCUCUUAGAAACUGGUGAACCAAAGAGAGCAGGGCCUGGAGGAGAUGGAAGCAAGAGAGAUGGGAAGCAGGAUGGCUUUGCCUGGUGGACACAGAUACAGAAGGGGGAGUUCCCCUGGGACGACAAGGAUUUCUGCAGUCUGGCUGUUUUGGGGGCUGGUGUUGCCAUGGGAUUUUUCUACUUCUACUUUCGAGAUCCUGGAAAAGAAAUCACCUGGAAGCACUUUGUACAGUAUUACCUGGCCAGAGGUCUGGUGGAUCGGCUGGAAGUUGUGAACAAGCAGUUAGUGCGUGUUAUUCCUCCCCCUGGGACGUCUUCCAAGAAAUUCGUGUGGUUUAACAUUGGAAGCAUCGACACCUUUGAGCGCAACCUGGAGUCUGCUCAGCGGGAGCUGGGGAUUGAGCCCACCAGCCAGGCAGCCGUGGUCUACACAACUGAGAGGGACGGGUCUUUCUUGAGAAGUCUGGUGCCCACCCUUCUCCUGGUGGGCAUCGUUCUCUAUGCUGUGAGGAGGGGCCCGAUGGGGGCUGGGCGCAGCAGGCGAGGAGGGGGCCUUUUCGGUGUUGGUGAGACCACAGCCAAGAUCUUUAAGAACAACAUCGAUGUGCGAUUUGCAGACGUAGCUGGCUGUGAAGAAGCCAAAUUGGAAGUUAUGGAGUUUGUGAAUUUCCUGAAGAAUCCAAAGCAGUAUCAGGACUUAGGAGCCAAAAUUCCAAAG
Galeopterus variegatus (Sunda flying lemur) is the source of this 1196-nucleotide messenger RNA. Its product is annotated as AFG3-like protein 1. Gene Ontology annotation, molecular function: ATP-dependent peptidase activity; metalloendopeptidase activity; ATP binding. The annotation marks the transcript as partial. Gene Ontology annotation, cellular component: m-AAA complex; membrane. Lineage: Eukaryota; Metazoa; Chordata; Mammalia; Dermoptera; Cynocephalidae. The record is from RefSeq and is a predicted model, not a curated record. The transcript is spliced from 5 exons. Gene Ontology annotation, biological process: protein-containing complex assembly; mitochondrial protein processing.